CGCAACACGGGCCUCGGGCCGGCAUUUCCUGUAGCUUUAUCUGAAUCCCUGCAGCUCCCUGUUCGUCUGGCGUUCGCGAGGGGGCAGGUUUUUCCGGUGCCCGGGGAGAGCUAUGGCGGAGGCGAUGGAUUUGGGUAAAGACCCCAAUGGACCCACUCAUUCCUCGACUCUGUUCGUGAGGGAGGAUGGCAGCUCCAUGUCCUUCUACGUGCGUCCCAGCCCGGCAAAGCGCCGGCUCUCGACGCUCAUCCUCCACGGCGGCGGCACUCUGUGUCGCGUUCAGGAGCCCGGGGCCGUGCUGUUGGCCCAGCCCGGGGAGGCGGCGGCCGAGGCCUCGGGCGACUUCAUCUCCACGCAGUACAUUCUGGACUGCGUGGAGCGCAACGAGAAGCUCGAGCUGGAGGCCUACCGUCUGGGCCCGGCUCCGGCGGCCGACCAGGCCCCAGAGACGAAGCCCGGGGUCCAGGCCGGGGGCGCCGCGGCGGAGCCUGAGCCGCCGUCGCAGGCGGGGCGGAUGGUCUUCACGGACGCGGACGACGUGGCCAUCUUGACCUACGUGAAGGAACAUGCCCGCUCGGCCAGCUCCGUCACCGGUAACGCCUUGUGGAAAGCGAUGGAGAAGAGCUCGCUCACCCAGCACUCCUGGCAGUCCAUGAAGGACCGCUACCUGAAGCGCCUGCGGGGCCAGGAGCACAAGUACCUGCUGGGGGAGGCCCCCGUGAGCCCCUCCUCGCAGAAACUCAAGAGGAAGGCUGAGCAAGACCCGGAGGCCGCUGAUAGUGGGGAACCACAGAAUAAGAGAACUCCAGACUUGCCUGAAGAAGAAUUUGAAAAAGAAGAGAUCAAGGAGAAUGAAGCAGCAGUCAAAAAGAUGCUUGUAGAAGCCACCCGAGAGUUUGAGGAGAUUGUGGUGGACGAGAGUCCUGAUUUUGAAAUACACAUAACAAUGUGUGAUGAUGAUCCACCCACGCCUGAGGAAGACUCAGAAACACAGCCUGAUGAGGAAGAAGAAGAAGAAGAAGAAAAAGUUUCUGCACCAGAGGUGGGAGCUGCCAUUAAGAUCAUUCGGCAGUUGAUGGAAAAGUUUAACUUGGAUCUGUCAACAGUUACACAGGCCUUCCUAAAAAAUAGUGGUGAGCUGGAGGCUACUUCCUCCUUUUUAGAGUCUGGUCAGAGGGCUGAUGGGUAUCCCAUUUGGUCCCGACAGGAUGACUUAGAUUUGCAAAAAGAUGAUGAGGCUACUCGAGAUGCAUUGGUCAAAAAAUUUGGUGCUCAGAAUGUAGCUCGGAGGAUUGAAUUCCGAAAGAAAUAAUUGGCAAUAUGAUGGGAAAAAGUUGGGCAGAUAAGACGUUAACAUUUUUUUGUGUGACCAUUGAACUUCAGAAAUUUUUCAGUUGGAACCGACACUAAUCUUUUGACCAAUUUUGUUGCCCUGUGAGUCCUAGAUUUUGUACCCAAGCAGAGUUGUGUUCAGUUCAGUCACUCAGUCAUGUCUGACUCCUUGCAACCCCAUGGACUGCAGCACGCCAUGCAGAGUUGUGGAGGAGGAUGAAAUAAAAGAAAUGGGACAUGUUUUGAGCUGUUCCGGGCAGUAUCAGUGUGUUUAUGAAAGGAAAAUCGAGAACAAUGAGAUUGGUGUACAUUGUAGUGAUCGUUUUCUGGAGUGGAAUCCCUGCUAUAUUGGUGAUAAGAGCUAGUCAUGAAGUCAAAGAAGGCAAGUUGGAUGGGUCUUGUGAAAGCAUGAAUAAAGAGCCUCCUAUCUUUUGGCAGAAGCUCCUCUAGAUUGUGAGAGAUUCCAAAUCAAGAAUCUAGAAAUAUGGAAAAAUUUAAUUACAAGACCUUGAACAUGGACUGUCCCAAACUCUUGUAACCCUCAGUGAGCUCUGAUUUCUGGGCUGCUUUGAAAACCCCAUGUUUCUUUUGCCAGCUUAAUAUUUGGGAACCCUGUUCCUUGGCUAUUCUUUCCUUCGAGUGUGUGUCAGUGAAGUCUCUAGCACGUGUUUCUUUACCUAUCGUCUAGUUUUGUUUCAGACACACACUACAAGAUAGUCUCAAGAAAAGUCUUAACUUGUUUACUAGUAAUGUGUUUUUAUUUAUUGAGGAUAGUUUUGUGCUAAGAAUUGUGUUAGAUUUAAAAAUUAGAGGAUUAAUUCCUCUUUGUUGUGUUGAUUUCAUUGUUGAAAAUAAAUGGAACUUUGUA
Molecule: messenger RNA, 2200 nt
Organism: Dama dama (fallow deer)
Lineage: Eukaryota; Metazoa; Chordata; Mammalia; Artiodactyla; Cervidae
Gene: TERF2IP
Product: TERF2 interacting protein
Exons: 3
Coding region: 113-1312 (399 amino acids)
Biological process (GO): regulation of DNA-templated transcription; telomere maintenance via telomere lengthening
Cellular component (GO): shelterin complex
Molecular function (GO): telomeric repeat DNA binding
Source: RefSeq, a predicted model, not a curated record